Adineta steineri is the source of this 255-nucleotide messenger RNA. Lineage: Eukaryota; Metazoa; Rotifera; Eurotatoria; Adinetida; Adinetidae. The record is from the annotation of a GenBank genome assembly.
AUGUAUGGCUAUGGAUAUGGUGGUGGUGGUUAUAUACAACAAGGAUACGAACAGGAACGCAUGGGUUUUGGUCCACGAGGUAAUGGAAAUUCUCGACCAGUAGCUAAAAAAACAACAAAAUCAACUAGAAUAAUCAACGGGCGUCGUAUUGUUACAACAAGAGUGGAAGAAAAUGGACAAACAACAGAAACAAUCGAAGAAGAUGGUCGAUUAACAUCGAGAAAAAUUAAUGGAAUUUUACAAGCCAUUAAAUAA